CACGCACCGAACAAGUCAACCACGCGGAUUUUUGGAUAUCGAGCCGCCUUCGCAGCCGAGCCCGACCGUGCCCUUCUAUGCCCAAGUACGCAAACUACCUGCCCGAUGAAAUCCUCCUCGAAGUCUUGUCCUACAUAGAGGCGUGGGACAUCCAGUCCCGGCAGACGGCGCUCGUCAACUUCAGCUAUGUGAGCAGACAAUGGUACGACGUCGCCAUCCAGCCCCUCUACGACUCGCCCUACCUCUCCGGCCGCGCCUACGACCUCUUCGUGCGCACCAUCUGCCCCUCGGUCCUCGCGCACAUCAAGAAACAGAACCUCGCACACCUCAUCCGCGUCCUCGACCUCUCGCACAUCAUCCACCAGGGCACAAAGUCGACCACCGCGCGCCUCCUCGGCCGCACAAAAGCCUCGCUGCAGGUCUUCAUCGCGCCCCAGGCCUCGUUCGCCAUCAACUGCUGGGCCGCGCUGAGCAAGUGCUCGCUGCUGCGCACGCUCAACCUGCAGCUCGUCAGCGAGUGCAUCAGCUUCCAGGCGCUCGCCCAGACGCUGCGCCAGCUGCCCGCUCUCACCGCGCUGCACCUCCCCCGCUGCACCUCUGCCGACGCGCCCGCGCUCAGCAUCCACGUCCGCUGGCCCCCGCGCCUCGCACACCUCGCCCUCGCCGGCGCCCUGCACGGCCGCUUCCUGUGGGACCUGCUGCGCUCCGACGCGUUCCCGCCCAGCCUGACGUCCCUCGCCGUGUCGCACGCGCCCGCGCUCGACGCCGCCGCGCUGCGCCCGCUGCUGGCGUGCCUCGCGGACAGCCUGACGCGCGUCGAGCUGCGCGACCUGCCCGCGGUGCGGCACGGGCGGCUGAACGCCGUGCUGGAGUGGCUGCCGCACCUGACGCAUCUGACGAUCGCGCUGGACUACAUCGACGCGCGGUUUGGCGGGAUGCCGGGCGACUGGGCCGCGGACCGGUGGCGCGAGGCGCGGCCGCUGCAGGCGCUGGAGCUCGUCAGCUCGGGCCAGAUGAGCGUGGACCCGGGCCGGUGCUUUACGGCGGUGGAUCUGUACGCGCUGAUUGACGAGCGGUUCCUGGGCCGCCUGCGGUGGCUGAGCGUCGCGCAGAGCUGCGAGUGGGAGCGCGAGCAGGAGGGGGCGGAGAUCGGGGCGCUGGAGAUGCUGGUCGAGGAUUUGGAUCGCGAGAGUUGGGAGGCCAGAAGGUGGCAUUACGAGGGCGUGGAUCGUGGCGCCGAGCAGACGUAUGAGGAGUGGGUCAAGACGCCGCUGGGGAGGCGCAUGCGCGCCCAGGUGUGGAUUGUGAAGGAUCGGUGACAUAGGGGGUUCAGGGUGAUGGCGUGAGUUGCCCUGGACGAGAACAUGCGGUGGAAGAGGAUGUUGGACAUGAGAUGGUAAUUGGACACGCAAAGAUUGAUGGAUGAAUGAACACGCAAGACGAUAGUUAGACACGCGAAACGAUAUUUGGAUCCGCAAGAUGAUAGUUAGAUAAGCAAGAUGAUAGCUAGACACGCGAGAUGAUAGCUGGACAUGCAAGACGAUAGUUGAACAAGCAAGACGAUGAAGUUGGACAAUAUCCAUUAAC
Molecule: messenger RNA, 1587 nt
Organism: Boeremia exigua
Lineage: Eukaryota; Fungi; Ascomycota; Dothideomycetes; Pleosporales; Didymellaceae
Exons: 2
Coding region: 78-1319 (413 amino acids)
Molecular function (GO): protein binding
Source: RefSeq, a predicted model, not a curated record